AUGCGGGAAAAGUUCCUGGUCUCGCCUCCACGGCGAUCAUUGAGUGCGCCCUGCGCGACACUUCGACAUGUGUGCCCCGUUUAUGCCCAUGAAGUAAAUGAGGAAGAGUUGCGUGCGGAGGUGGUGGAGGCCGUAUCGUCUCUUGCCAACCCGCGCCUGCGCGUAACGAGGGUGGCCUUUUUGUUUCCUUCUUUCGCCACGAGUGUCUCGUCUAGCGUCGAAACUACAGGGGACAAUGGGGCCUGGCAGCUUGUAUCGAACUCACAGGCAUGUGUGCAGGAGGAAACUGCUGGCCAGCCGGUUUUAUUUGACCGCCUUAGAAUGGCAAAUUCACAAAUAAAUCUCUUGAAUAGCAUGAGCGGGCAGACGCUGCAGCGGUGCGCUGAGCUCGAGGAAAAUAAUAUAUCACUUAGUCGUGCGCUGACGCAGGCCCUUGACGAGAACCGACAACUGAGUGAGCGGUUACAGAGCUGCUUGGAGGAGCUUGAGACGCAAAGGAAAUUGGUGGCGGUGUUGCACCGCGAGUUGCAGGCCGCGCGACAUGCGACAAGCACUCUGUAA
Molecule: messenger RNA, 561 nt
Organism: Trypanosoma conorhini
Lineage: Eukaryota; Euglenozoa; Kinetoplastea; Trypanosomatida; Trypanosomatidae
Exons: 1
Coding region: 1-561 (186 amino acids)
Source: RefSeq, a predicted model, not a curated record